Gongylonema pulchrum is the source of this 328-nucleotide messenger RNA. NCBI's taxonomy places the organism in Eukaryota, Metazoa, Nematoda, Chromadorea, Rhabditida, Gongylonematidae. The record is from the annotation of a GenBank genome assembly.
AGGGACAAAACAAAGGAAUGAUAGCUCCCUUCCGUACUGCCUUUCAACACUGAAUGGUGUCUUUUAGAUUCAUGUAUGGCCAAACGUACGCAUCCUUGUGUUGGGCAAUUUGAAAGCAGAAGGUACUUAUUGGGAGCCGGUACGUUUUAAACCAAUCAAUGUAACAGAAUACGAAGAAACUCGUGGUACCAUUAUGACCCGCUAUGGUCGUUCCAUUUGCUGGCCGAGUAGUCUCUCUGCCGACUGUGGUCAUUUCCGAUCGAGACGAAGAUCGCAGUGGUUAGCUUUUUUAAAGAUUGUUAAAGAUACAUUCAAUAGAAACGCCUAG